UGUACUGUAUUACGCCGCAGCAGACCAGACGAGAUGGCGGCGAUGCUCCUCCGAGCCGCCCGCGCCUCGCGGUCCCUCGCUCUCCCCCGCUACGUCGGCGCAAGCCCUAGCCCACUAUCCUCCUCCUCCUCUUCCGCCGCGUCUACGGCGGAGACGCCGUUCCCUGCCGCCGCUACCCCGGGCAUCGCGGCUGACGUCGACGAAGCGGUCAUAGUCGGAGGCGAGGGGGACGACCUGAGGAGCCGCGUCUUCCGGCUGCGGCUGGCGAAGCGCAGCGCGACGGAGGCGCUCGGGAAGUGGGCCGGCGAGGGCCGCGCCGCCCCCGCGCCGGAGCUCCGCCGCAUCGCCCGCGAUCUCAGCCGCGCCCGCCGCUUCAAGCACGCGCUCGAGGUCGCUGAGUGGAUGAAGACACAUAACGAGUCUGAUUUAUCUGAGAAUGACUAUGGAAUGCGCAUUGACUUGAUUACCAGAGUUUUUGGCGCUAAUGCAGCCGAAGAUUUUUUUGAGAAGCUUCCACCUGGAGCCAAAUCACUGGAAGCAUAUACCGCACUCCUGCAUUCCUAUGCUCGAUCAAAGAUGACAGACAAGGCUGAGAGGCUAUUCCAGAGAAUGAAGGAUGCCAACCUCUCCAUCGACGUCCUGGUUUACAAUGAGAUGAUGACCUUGUAUAUCUCUGUUGGCGAGCUCGAUAAGGUUCCAGCUGUCGCUGAAGGACUGAAGCGGGCAAAUGUUUCCCCAGACCUUUUCACAUACAACCUCCGUGUCAGCGCAGCAGCCGCAUCCAUGGAUCUCGAGGUCUUCAAGGGAAUUCUUGACGAGAUGUCGAGAGAUCCAAACUCCAACGAAGGAUGGGCACUGUACCAAAACCUUGCCGGUAUCUACGUCGAUGCCACUCAGCUCGUCAGCUCUGGGCAUUCGCUGGUGGAAGCUGAGGCGAAGAUCAGCCAGAGGGAGUGGAUAACGUACGAUUUCCUCGUCAUCUUGCACGCCGGUCUCGGCAACCUGGACAGGGUGAAGGACAUAUGGAAAUCGAUGCAGAUGACCUCGCAGAGGAUGACCAGCCGGAACUACGUCUGCGUGCUCUCGUCCUACCUGAUGUGCGGGCAGCUGAAGGAUGCCGCGGAGAUCGUGGACGAGUGGCAGCGAUCCAAAGCUCCGGAGUUUGACAUCUCCGCCUGCAAUAAGCUGUUUGAUGCUUUUCUUGGUGCCGGUUUUACCGAGACGGCGGAUAGCUUUAGAGAGCUGAUGUUGCAGAAGAGUUGUAUACUAACGAGCAGGGCAAGCGAGUCCUCCUGAGCCUGACGCUGUUUUAUGGCGUGAACCAAAAUAAUAAUGGACUCGAGAUCAAUUUGCGCGUAA
Molecule: messenger RNA, 1359 nt
Organism: Lolium rigidum
Lineage: Eukaryota; Viridiplantae; Streptophyta; Magnoliopsida; Poales; Poaceae
Product: pentatricopeptide repeat-containing protein At5g09450, mitochondrial-like
Exons: 2
Coding region: 34-1296 (420 amino acids)
Cellular component (GO): mitochondrion
Molecular function (GO): protein binding
Source: RefSeq, a predicted model, not a curated record